This is a messenger RNA of Linum tenue, 1846 nucleotides long. NCBI's taxonomy places the organism in Eukaryota, Viridiplantae, Streptophyta, Magnoliopsida, Malpighiales, Linaceae. The record is from the annotation of a GenBank genome assembly.
AACCACUUCACUGCACGGCUGCACCCACGCUCACGCGCUGACGAAACAUUGAAGUGCGGAGAGGGAAAUUCUUACCCGCUAGAAGCGAAGUGAAGAACCUGUUAAUAUGGCGGAGCAGGUAAGCCAGUGCGAUGGAGGCUCCGUUGCUUCUGAUCUCAUCGAUUUCUUGAACGCUUCUCCCACAGCUUUUCAUGCCGUUGAUGAGGCGAAGAGGCGAUUGAGAAAUGCUGGAUUCGAGCAGGUAUCGGAGAAGGAUGAUUGGAAAUUGGAAGCUGGAAAGCGAUACUUCUUCACUAGGAAUUACUCCACCAUCGUUGCCUUCGCCGUUGGGAAAAGGUAUGUUGCUGGCAAUGGAUUCUACGUGAUUGGUGCUCAUACUGAUAGUCCUUGUCUAAAACUGAAGCCUGUCUCCAAGGUAACUAAAGCUGGUUACUUAGAAGUUGGAGUGCAGCUCUAUGGAGGAGGUCUAUGGCACACAUGGUUCGACCGUGAUUUGACAGUGGCAGGACGGGUUAUAGUAAGAGAGGAUAAGAAUGGCACUGUUUCCUACUCACAGAAACUAGUUAGGAUUGAGGAACCUAUUAUUCGAAUCCCAACAAUUGCAAUUCACCUAGACAGGACUGUUAAUAGUGAUGGAUUUAAAAUUAACACACAGAGCCAUCUGCUUCCUGUCCUGGCUACAUUAGUGAAGGCUGAGCUUAACAAGGUGGUAGUUGAAAGUGGUACUACAGGAGGUGGGGAUAAAAAUGAAGGACAAUUGUCCAGCAAAGAAAGCGGGAAAGGUAACCUGAAGCAUCAUCUACUUCUAUUACAGAUCAUUGCAAGUAAGCUUGGCUGUAAACCAGAUGAUAUAUGUGAUUUUGAACUGCAAGUCUGCGAUACACAGCCAAGUGCAAUAGGUGGUGCUUUGAAGGAGUUCAUUUUCUCUGGAAGGCUUGAUAAUCUGUGUAUGUCAUUUUGUUCUCUUCAGGCAUUAAUAGAUGCAACUUCUUCGGAAAGUGAGCUGGAAGAGGAGAGUGGGGUUAGAGUGGUAGCAUUGUUUGAUCACGAGGAGGUUGGAUCUGAUUCAGCACAAGGAGCUGGAUCUCCUGUCAUGCUAGAUGCUCUAUCCCGAAUCACAAGCUCCUUCAGCUCAAAUUCCAAGCUUCUUCAUAGGGCAAUCCAGAAGAGCUUCCUUGUGUCUGCUGACAUGGCGCAUGCCCUUCAUCCUAAUUAUUCGGAGAAACAUGAAGAAAAUCAUCAGCCCAAGUUGCAUGGAGGGCUAGUGAUUAAACACAAUGCUAAUCAAAGGUAUGCAACCAAUGCAAUCACCUCAUUCAUUUUCAGGGAGAUAGCAUCAAAGCACAGCCUUCCAGUUCAGGAUUUUGUGGUGCGGAAUGAUAUGGCAUGUGGCUCAACAAUAGGUCCGAUCCUGGCUAGUGGGGUGGGCAUCCGUACGGUUGACAUUGGUGCUCCUCAGUUAUCCAUGCAUAGCAUUAGAGAGAUGUGUGCAGUGGAUGAUGUCAAAUACGCGUACCAGCAUUUUAAGGCAUUCUUCAAGGAGGUCUGUCACCUUGAUGGCAAGAUUAAGAUCGACAUAUAGAAACCUCUCUCUCUCUCACACACAAUGCCUCUCGGUGGAAAGAAGAAAAAAAACUGGUUUUGAAGUUGGAACUGUUUAUACUCUUUGGGUUAACCCUUUCUAGCGCACGUAUUUGUCUGCCUUUGCGAAUUGCUUGGUCACACACUCAAGUGCACAAUUACAUGUUAGAGGUCUUAUGAUUAUAUGCUUAUUUAGAUGAAAAUGGUGUUUAUUUGCUGCACUAUAAGUUGAACUUUUGUGGCAAAGGCCAACAUCUUAAUCCAU